Thlaspi arvense is the source of this 396-nucleotide messenger RNA. Lineage: Eukaryota; Viridiplantae; Streptophyta; Magnoliopsida; Brassicales; Brassicaceae. The record is from the annotation of a GenBank genome assembly.
AUGUGGCACUUAUGUAUCAAAAAGGAAGAUGGAGGCAUAUUUCUGAGGUUGAAGCUAUCUUAUGUCUUUCAAGGACUUACUUUAGCAAAAGAUGUUCUUAAAGUACUAGAAGAUGGAGAUCCACAAAUGCUUGGCAUGCUGGGUACUGACAAGAGAUUGGCACAUUCCUUCAUUGCUCAUCCGAAAGCGAGAUGUUUACCUUUGGCUAUUCACAUACCACCAUAUAUUACAUAUAGAGUUAUUUCAAAAGAUGGUUUCAUGCAUGAUCCAAAACCGAUAACACUACCUGAGCCCAUCAUGAUGCAUGACUUCGCCAUUAUUGAAAACUAUGUGAUUUUCAUGGAUCUUCCUUUGUACUUCAGACCCAAGAACAAGCUGAUAGGACAUCCCAUCUGA